Sungouiella intermedia is the source of this 1932-nucleotide messenger RNA. The record is from the annotation of a GenBank genome assembly. Lineage: Eukaryota; Fungi; Ascomycota; Pichiomycetes; Serinales; Metschnikowiaceae.
AUGGAUUUAUUCAGUAUUCUAGACGGCACACCCGAGCCGCCAAUCGUUGAUCUUCAUUUGGAUAGUAUCAACAACUCCGGCGAUUACAACUUACCGACACCCAUGUUCGAAUUUCAGAAAGAACUCACUGACCAGAUUGUCUCGUUGCACUAUUCGGACAUCUUAAAGUACUGUGAAACCAACGACACCACCGACCUCAUUAUCAAAUCGCUAGAGAUAUGCGUGGAUAACUGCAUGCUCGUUGCUACACAUCCAUAUUUGCUUAUCCAGCAUUACAUGCCAAAGAACUUAGCGCUUCGAGACAUUUCUGCCAAGUUGGCAGAAACAAGCGGGAAGUUCAAUGUUCUCAAGGACUUGGUCAAUGUGAUUCUUCUGAAUAACGUUCUGAAUGCUACAAAAAAUAUUGGAAUCGUCAUGAAAAAUGACUUGAAGGUAUUCGACUUGACUGAAGCUCUCUUACUGGGUUGUACCGGACAAAAGACCAUCCAAAGAUAUGUGGGAAAUAACAUCAAGAAGGAGACCGGAAGAAGCAGCAAAACCAAGGAUCCCAAAGCAGCUAUCAUUCACCUAAUUUCACAUGAUGGAGUUCUAAACAAGCAUGAGGAAGAGUUGAAGAAUGUAAAGUUCGACUUGGUAAUUGCUAUGGAUGGAUAUGUAGACACUAACUCCGAUUUCUUCCUCAACUUGAGACUGCAAAACAGAAGAGGUGACGCCGCGGUGUUGGUUCGCUUAAUUCCAAUCAACACCAUCGAGCACUGCUUACUCCACUACGAGGGAUUGAAAAAAGAUACUACAUACUUAUACAAGUUGAUCUCGUCCAUUGUCUGUUUGAGGGACCAAAUCGGCAACUUACCGCCAGAUCUAUUUCCAAUCUACAACCAGAAUUUGACCUAUUUGUCACACACGUUCUUCGACCAUGUUUUUCGUCGGGAUCUCAGGUCUUUCCCAUCUUGGCCAUUGCCUGAGCUAGUGAGCAUUCCGAAGUUCUCCGCCACAGAUGUGGAAAGAUCGUUGUUGACAGAAGUUGUAUAUCAUUACACUCCUUAUGACUCCAACGAGAAUUCCGUGGAGAUUUCGACUAAGAAGAAAUCCUAUUACGAGUCAAGACGUUUACAGCUGGACUACGUGACCAAUCCUCUCAAGAAUGACUAUAAUACGCUAAGUGGUAUUCAAAGUCAUUAUGGUAUCAGCGAGAAGCCCAUGAAGGACCACACAAUAUUGACACACAAGCUUAUCCUCGAACUUAACUCGACUUACCUAAAUUUAUCUUUAGUGGAGGAGGAGUACAAUGCAUACGUUGAUUUCAACAAAGACGAAAGACAGAGGAAAUUUGGAAGACGAGUUGAUGAAAUUAAAUUGUCGCUUACAAAGAUCUUGGAUGAUGUAGAUCAUGCACAACAUCGAAUUGACGUGGCAGAGAAGAAGUCUCUAAAACGAAGCCAAGAGAUUGACGAAUUGAAAGCUAAGUUACAAGAAAACAAAGACAAGCUAUUGAGUUUUUCUGAGUCUCACAAGAUAGAUGAAUCCUCACUCAAGGGUAAAUUUGUGACCAAUCAAAUCAAGAUUUGGGAGUUGCAGAAAGAGGUCAAGGAUUUGGUCGAGAAGCUCCAUUCCAAGGGAGAGGAGAGGAGUUACACAAGUAAGGAAGUGAGUCAUUGCGAUGAGUCGAUUGCCACGUCAAAGGAGCAAGUUACACAACUCAAUGAACAAGUUGAGAGCCUUAAGCGAAAGAUUGAGGAAGCUACAAGUCUCAACGAGGAAGAAGAGGAUAAGUUCAAGAAACAGAGGACGGCUUUGAAGGAAACUAUAAGUAGUGCCACAAAGGAAAAUGUUGCUUUGAGGGCUAAGUUGUUGAAGUCUUUGAAGUUCUUGAAGGAAACAUCUCAUCUCAAGAAGAGGAAAGGCAGAGACUUGACGCCGAGUACCCGUUAA